This is a messenger RNA of Fundulus heteroclitus (mummichog), 2130 nucleotides long. It is a transcript of the gene fbxl4, whose product is annotated as F-box and leucine-rich repeat protein 4. Gene Ontology annotation, biological process: SCF-dependent proteasomal ubiquitin-dependent protein catabolic process. Bases 266 to 2107 code for a protein of 613 amino acids. The transcript has 9 exons. Gene Ontology annotation, molecular function: protein binding. Gene Ontology annotation, cellular component: SCF ubiquitin ligase complex. Lineage: Eukaryota; Metazoa; Chordata; Actinopteri; Cyprinodontiformes; Fundulidae. The record is from RefSeq and is a predicted model, not a curated record.
GAGGGGUCCAGGAAGGCAACAUGAGAUAAGCGACGGGAAUGCUUUUUGCGGUCUGAAAUAUACGGAUAAAGCUCCAGGAAAGAAGAGGAGACCUCCCCGUGAAUGGAUACAUGGAUCCCCGUUUUCCGUCAUGCAUGCAGCCGGGCUUCUAGCUUGUCGUUUGUCCGCCCCCGGCCCUUGAGACAAUGUGCUGCCCGUAGUCGGAGGCUCUUCCUCCAUCUAGCCUCCGUUUCACCCCUCUGCCCCAUCCUUCCCAGAGUUCCCUAUGUUAACCCUCUUGAGCAUGUUUUACUACAUAUGUCUGCGGCGGCGCUCCAGGAGUGGGACUCGAGGCGAGGCGCUGACCAGCCGGCGCGCCGUGGAAUCCGGCCAGCGGGCGGUGCUGCCCGUCAGUGUGGAGGUGGAGCAGUACGCCAAGGAGGUGCUGGACUUCAGCUCCCACUACGGCAGUGAGAAUAGCAUGUCCUACACCAUGUGGAACCUGGCCGGGGUCCCCAACGUCUACCCCAGCUCGGGGGACUUCACCCAGACCGCCGUGUUCAGGGCUUAUGGGAAGUGGUGGGAGCAGUGCGCCAGCGCUCCCUUACCGUUUCGCCGCACGCCCGACACCUUCCACAGCCUGGAUUACAUCGAGCUGGGCUUCGAGGAGCCGGUCUACCCCACAGCAGUGGAGGUGUUUGAGACCUACUACCCCGGAGCCAUCGUCCAGAUCCUGGCCUGCUCUCACAACCCGUUCUCCCAGAACCCACCUGCUGAUGUCAGGUGGGAAGUGCUGUGGUCAGGAGAGCCCACCAAAGCGCUGACGCCCCAAGCCCGACAGUUCUCCCCGAGAAUCAAGCACAUCAACUUCCCCACCAAUCUGCUUCGCCUGGAGGUCAACAGCUCCCUGCUGGACUACUACACCGAGCUGGACGCCGUCAUCCUCCGCGGGGUGAAGGAGAGGCCCAUGCUUGCGCUUUACAAGAUGCCUCUCAUCGACAUAAGCGACCUGAGCGACAGUGAAGACGAGCUGUCUGACGUCGGAGGUCCUUUCCUACGAGCGGGAGAUGACAAGCAGCAGAGGAGCGCCAACGGCUACUUUGACAAGCUGCCGUACGAGCUCAUCCAGUUGAUUUUGAGCCACCUGACCCUGCCAGACCUGUGCCGUCUGGCCCAGAGCUGCAAGCUGCUGCACCAGCACUGCUGCGACCCGCUGCAGUACACCCAGCUGAGUCUGCAGCCAUACUGGGCGAGGCUGAGUGACGCCUCCCUGGGACACCUGCAGAGCCGCUGCACCCUCCUCCAGAGGCUCAACCUGUCCUGGACCGGCAACCGCGGCGCUCUCACCCUGACGGGCUUCAGCAGUUUCAUGAAGGCCCGGGGUCUCAACCUGCUCUGCCUGGAGCUGGCCUGCUGUCACUUCCUGAACGAGCCCUGUCUCGAGGUCAUCUCCCAGUCCUGCCCCCGACUGCAGGAGCUCAACCUGUCCUCCUGCGACCGCCUCCACCCGCAGGCCUUUACGCACAUCUCCAAACUUAUACAGCUCCGCAGGCUGGUGCUGUACCGUACCAAGAUAGAGCAAACAGCCAUCCUCAGCAUUCUGACCUUCUGCCCUGAGAUGAGACAUCUCAACCUGGGGAGCUGCGUGAGGAUCGAGGACUAUGACGUGGUUGCCAGCAUGUUGGCCACUCGUUGUCGCUCCCUGUGCUCUCUGGACCUGUGGCGCUGCAGGAACCUGACCGAUCGAGGCCUGGCCGAGCUCGUUAAUGGCUGCAGAAUGCUGGAGGAGUUGGACCUGGGUUGGUGUCCCACCCUGCAGAGCAGCACCGGUUGUUUCCAGCAGCUCGCCCACAGUCUGCCACGACUGCGGAAGCUCUUCCUCACAGCCAACCGCACCGUCUGCGACUCUGACAUAGAGGAGCUGGCUAACUGCUGCCCCUCGCUGCAGCACCUGGACAUACUUGGUACACGGUUGGUGAGCGCUGCUUCACUCAAGAAGCUCCUCCAGUCGUGUCCUCGGCUCGUCCUGCUGGAUGUCUCCUUCUGCUCGCAGAUAGAGACACGGGUAGUCCAAGAACUCUCCAACCUUUUCCCCAAUGUGGCCAUCAAGAAAAGUUUCACUCAAUGACCCCCCCCCCCCCCCCACCGCCC